Molecule: messenger RNA, 11324 nt
Organism: Pararge aegeria (speckled wood butterfly)
Lineage: Eukaryota; Metazoa; Arthropoda; Insecta; Lepidoptera; Nymphalidae
Gene: wapl
Product: protein wings apart-like
Exons: 14
Coding region: 1-4002 (1333 amino acids)
Biological process (GO): regulation of chromosome condensation
Source: RefSeq, a predicted model, not a curated record
AUGUCGCGCUGGGGUAGAGGCCGAAGCGGCAGCGUGGCUGUGCCGCUGGACAGUGCUCUCUUUAGAGAAAAUAGUAAUUGCCCCACAGCUGCUCGAUCGGCGGGAACGGUGGGCAAAUGGGGAAUUACGAGCUUCACUUCCAUUAGGAGCGCUCCUUACGCAUAUCCAAACAAUGUUCAUAAGAAAGCUGUUCAGGAUCAGAACAGUCCUCUAACGGUACCAGCAGUUGAAACUGAACAACCACCUCCAAAGCCUAAAAAGUUUUUUAAAUCUCGAAAUGCUGAGUUAUAUCCACCAGUGCCACAAAUUACUUACGCUCCACCGGUAUCUGCUGCACCACUUUCACCUGAGCAUCCAGGCUCUGCUAAAGAAAAGAAAACAACUAAGAGAAGUAGAUACAAUAGAGACUCUUCAUCACCAGAAUUGCCUAGACGUAACUCUGAAAAGAGUAGAAAUAAAAGGAAUUUUGCCACCAAAGCAUCAAAGAAGGAGGAUCCAACUGCUGAAAACUCGCAAGCUCCAAACAAGAGGUACUUGGUUCGAAAUCGUGAUAAGGUAAUAAAUUAUGCAGAGGAUGGUAGUAAUAGUCCAAUUCCUGAAUUUAUAGUAUAUGAAUCAACACCUCCAAAGGCAGCUUCUCCUAAGGCUAGUCCAUUGGUUAUGAGCCCUUCAAAAAGCCCAGCUAAAACUGAGGUAAUGAGUCCAUCUACUAGUAAAGAUGCAAAUGAGGAGCGUAAACCACCACCUAUAGUACUAAGAAUUUCUAAAGGUACAUCUAGAAUAGUUAGUACAGAUUCGAAUGAAGGAUUUACAUCACCUAGUUCUGACAGACAUUCUUCUAUGGAUACACAUUCUGAUAUGGGUUCUGAUCAUAAAAAAAGCCCUUCAGUGGAAACUAUAUGUUCUCCUAAACAUGAGGGACUAAAAAUUACUAUCAAGUGUGCAGGACUAAGCCAGGAAAUUAAAAAAGAGAAAAAAAAGGAAAAGAAAGAACAUAAAUCACAUAAGAGGCAUCACAAACAUUCAGAAGAUGAAUUAGUUAAAAAGCCUUCUUCUCCAUUACCAGAUUCUGAUGCUUAUGAUCUAUAUAGAACUCUAGCAUCUCCUACAUGUGAAAAAGAAUCCAAAAAAAUUAAGCAGCUGGAUAACAAUGAGGCCCAGUUGGCUAAAUUAGAUUCAGAAAAGCAGUCUAAGAAGCCUCAGCCGGAACCAAAACCACCUGAAGUGAUAAGUGGUAGAUCAAGAAGGAAUAGGCCAAAUGUUAAUUAUAGUGAAAAUGAUGAUUACUUAGAUCGCUUAGGAUCCCGAACAUCUAGUAAGCUGGUAAUAAAAACUGUAACUGUAAGUGAUUUAAAGAAAGAAAAUAAAAAGAGCAGAAGAAGACAUGAAGCAGUAGCUGACAUUCCCACUGCAACUGUAACAUCCUCUAAAAUCCAACAAGAGAUAGAAAAUGAGUCUGAAUCUCAAUCAGAAAAGGAUGACCUUAUUGACAUACUGUCUGGGAAUAGUAAAACUGAAAAGGCUACAUAUAAAAAACCACACAAGAAGCAAAAACAUAAAGAAAGACACAGUAAACAUUCAAGUCCUAGUUCUUCAGGAGCUGACAAUGAAACAUUAGCAAGUCUAAAAGAACAACUUGCAUCAAUGAAUACAGAACAAAAUGAAGAGGAUGAUGAAAAUGUUGAAAUGGAGGAAACAGAACAAAUUGAAGCACAUGUUGAAGAGGCUCCUGAAGAACUGCAUAUGGAUGAAACUGCAUUACGUAGUGAAGCAAAUGAGGCUCAAAUACAAACACAGUCAUCAGAUUCAGCUUAUAACAGUUGCCCACAUGAAUUCUCAGAGGAAGAAUCACAAAAAUGUCACCAGGAUGAUGUAUUUAAAUCACCUCAAAGACUCGAUUCUGAAGAACAUAUGGAGGAUAAACCAAGUGUGAAGUUAGUCAUAACAAAGAAAAAAGGUUCCAUAUUCAAAAGUAAAUCAUUAGUUAAUGAUAACCCUUCACCAUUGCCAGCUCGGAAAAGAAGACACCUCUACAAACAUGAAUGGGCCAAUGAUAAAGGAAAUGAAACUCCGAGACCAGAGCAACCUGGAACACCCGAAGUUAACAAUGCAGUUGCAGAAGUGCCAGAAGAACUAACAAGAGUCACAAGAUAUAGAGCAGCCCAUCCCAUAAUGGAUGAUCCAACUAUGGAUGAACCUGUUAAACGUUAUACAAGUGUUAAAUGUGCAAAGGAAGCUAAAGAGUACUACACUGUUGUUCGGAAUGUUAAAAAGGCACAUCAAAUACAAGAGAUUGGAGAAUUCCAAGAAUUCAAUGAUGAUGUUGAAUAUCUUCUAGAUGCCUUGCAGGACAAUAAUCCAAUGUCUACACGAUGCCUAUCCGCUAUAACUCUAGCUAGUAAAUGCACAGCACCUGCAUUUCGCAUGCAUCUGCGAGCGCACGGCACUGUGCAGAAGUUCUUCAGCGCCUUACAUGAUGCCACCAAUGAUCAGAGCUUAGGUUUGUGCACAGCAACAGUGAUGUUUGUACUAUCUCAAGAUCGUCUAAAUAUGGAUUUGGAUCGAGAAUCUCUGGAGCUAAUGUUGAAUCUACUUGAGUCUGAUGUAUCACACAAGGAUGCCCUUGAUGACUGUGGUUUAACGUCAGCUCAGCUUGCAAAGACGCAGGAAAGAGUCCGGGAGCUAUGCGCUGAAAUUAAAAGCCAAGGGAAAGCUAACCAUCUGGAUUUGGAGAAUAUUACAGUGGGUCAUUUAGCAAUGGAAACGUUACUAUCUUUGACGUCAAAGCGAGCAGGCGAAUGGUUCAAAGAAGAGCUUCGGAACUUGGGCGGCGUAGACCACAUUGUUCGCACGAUACAGGACUGCGCAGCGAGACUAGAAUCACCGGCCAGCGCUUGGAGUAAUGCUGAGGUUGAUGUACUGAGAAAGGCAGAUAGGUGUAUGCGCGUCCUAGAGAACGUGACGCAACAAAAUGAAGCGAAUCAGCACCACCUUGUAACAGGGUCUCUGGGCGCGGCGCGGACGCUUGUGGCUCUGCUGCGGCGAUGUGUGGGUGAAGCGAAAACGGAACUGCAAUUGCGUACUGCACUAUUGGACGCGGCUUUGCCAGCUGUCAAAGUGCUAGUCAAUUUAUCACACUCGUUCGGUAUUGCUUCGUCAGCAGUUGGCGCAGAAGUGGUGGGCGAACAGCCUUCAAUAAUGGAAAUAUGUUUGAUAAUGUUAAAUAACCAAGGCACAUUCAUACCUGAUACCAAAAACUUCGACUUCUGUGUUUGUGUAUUGAUGCUGUUAAUAAACUUAGUACAAAACAACGAUAUAAACACGCAAAGGCUUCUGAGCGUGAGAAUACGAGUUGACAACGAACACGACGUCAUAUCGCGUAGUGUAUCAGCCCUGGAUCUUAUCGUGGAUCUGUUCUACAAGCGGGAAGAAUUGGCCAGGAGAGCAGAAGAAAACACAGAUGCCUUAUUAGACGGCGAGAAAGACGAGGGAGCACAAAAUGACAAGAAAAAGCAGCAGGAUGAUAUUGACGAAACAGUAGCAAAGUUGCUGGCGCGAGCGGGCACACACAUGGAGCACACGAUGGUGGGCGCGUACAUUGCGCUGCUGGUGGGCAACAUGGCUGUUGUGUCGCCUGCCCACGCCGCAGCCGUGCGUUUGCGUGUGCCCACCUACGCGCCCAUGCUGCCGACGCUCAAGAAGUACUUCACAUUCCUCUCGCUCACAGCCAGUGCUGAAGCGGCAAUCGUAGCGCACGUGAAGUCGACCCAAAGGAUAAUAUCUUUCAUGGAAACCAGUGACAAAGAGAACUCAACGCCGGAACAGCCCCCGCCAGCCGCACCCUAUACUGCCGCCUACCCCAGCUACUACCAAACAUCGCCCUCCGACGUACCUCAGGACAUGUCUCUAAGUAACCUCAACUAUUCCAUGAAUUACAGUAUGAACAGCACGUCAAGCUCCGAUAGAAUGUCCUCCUCUAUGGAGAUUGAUGGUUACCACUGAAAUUUACACAUCUUUUUAGUUGUUUAAAGUUUUUGGUCCAAAAAUUUGUGGAGCCUCAGCGAGGUUUUAUGUACACAUCAUACAAUGUAUGAAAAUAAAUAAUAAUUUUUAGUUGUAUUUAAAGUAUAUAACUGACCAAGCUGUUGGGUGUCUGUGGGUUUACUUGGGGUAACUUUGCUCUUUGUCCGUCCGUCUGUCUGGCCAUCCCCGAGUCCUAUAACUACAGAAUUAAGGAAUACAAUAUAACUAUGGCUCGAAAAUAGAAAAUAAAAUUAUUAUUGUAGCAAAGAAACAUAUAAUAUAGUAUAUAAUAUGCAAACUUUCAUCCAAACCAAACAAACAGAUUUUUUUUUUAUGUUUCUUUAUAAUAAUAUGUGCUAAAGUUACUUUUUUUAUAUACUACGGGCAUUCUAUCUUGGUGUCAAAUCAAAAAUGGCUUUAUCUUUUAAAAGCUAUAAUUUCUUGUAUAAUACCAGUCCUAUAAUAACAAUUUAAAUCCAUUAUCAAAUAGAAUAAUAAAAUAACAAAAGAUUAUUCCUUGUAAAACUUUCUUUGUUGCGAAACACUCGCAACAUCACAUGACGAUAGACGGUUACAAAUGGUGACGUUACGCUUGAAAGAUAAAUUUAUUUAUUUCUAAUGGAAAGUAGGCUUAAAGCUACUAGUUAUUUUCUAUCCAACUAAAUAUGUAUCACUCAUCACAUUAUGUUGAAAUUAUUGACUUAAUUUCCCCAAAAAUGUUCUUUUUUGUACCUGUUUUAUUACAUUUCUAAUUGACGUAAAAUAUACGCAGGAAUAUGUCAACAAUAUUGUUAGACUUGUUUAAGUGCGUAAUGAUAAGUGUAAGAUAUAAAUGCUCGCAAUCGAUUCGUUUUUGAAAUUUCGAGAGUAAAAAGGACUCUAUCUUUAAUAAUUAAAAUCUCAACUUCCUCUACAAAACAUUAUUAUGAAAACCAAUAAAAUGUGUGAUAUUAAAACGUAUUUAAUUAUUGUAUUAGGUCCAUUUUACAAUGCCUUUGUAAGGUUUCGAUACUCGGAAGUCGACUACGAUUGCGAGCUUGAAUAUCGUAUACUAUGGGUUCUAAACAAAUUAGGUUUUACGAGUAACUUGUUCAUGUUGUCAGCUACGCCCAGAGCUACUAUCGAUUUUCAGUAUAACGGCGAUACAUUAACUAUUCGACACACACCAAAUUAACUUAGCAAAACGAAAAUAGUGGAUUCUGGAUAAUGGAUUCAGCAUGUUUAUAGAAGUAUCAAUAUUAUCAGCUCCCCUAUGCAGCAAUUUUCCGAAAGUCGAAUAGUCCGUUUUUUAGGACGACCGGCAACUUGUUCGGAAAAUUACUGAAUUGUAAUAUAAAAUAGAUCCGAUAUCCCAUCCAUUUAAAGCGUUAGAAAUGUAUAUAAAAUAUACUUAGAUAUUAUAUAAAAAAACAGAAACCGUAUUUCAUUCUGAUAUAUGGAAAUGCUGUUAAAUUUAUAACGUACAUGUGAAAUGCAAAAGAAGCAUAUCUACACGUGUAUAUGUUUUUCUUCCUUACUCACUCGUUUGUCAACUCUGAGAGCGGGACAGAAAAUCUAAGACACAUUACAUUUGUUUUACAAACGAUGACUGAACUUUUAGUUUAAUAUAUGCUGACAGGAAAUAAUUAUAACCCACCCAGCAAUGAUCAAUGACAAUAAGUCAUUGAUCAUUGCGGCCAAUGACCAUUAACGGGUCAUCAGGAGGUCACCAGAUUAUGAUUAUUGUGGUCAUGAAACAUAUCUUAUGAAUAUAGGGAAUUGAAUCUUACUUUUUUAUCAUCGUUUGUUUGUUAUUAGAAGUGAUUGUGAGUUCAUACGUUAUAAAUGUACAGCACUUUAAUGUCAUAUCAGACUGGCAGUUUAUAUUAUUGAACGAAUAUUUUUAAUUUUUAUAGAAAUGUGUGAACUAAAUUACAUUGCGUUUUAUAAACUCAAUGUAAUUUAGUUCACCCACUUGGAUUUUUGUCAUACAAAUCUUUGUUUGGUCUAGGUUAAUAUAUACACAGCCAAUUUCUUUUCGCAUCGCAACAGUAACCUAGAUGUAUGUGUGUGUUGAUAUAUAAAUAAUAUACAUUGUUCGAUCAUUUGUUUCAGAACUGCGUUUUUUAAUAUUUAUCAGUAGUAUUUCAUAUUAAAUCUUACUAAAUGCCGUCUAGAAAUAUUGUCUAGGAACGUCGCCUAGACAUAUUGUGCGGCAGAUAGAUCAAAUGGUCUGCAGAUGGAAGACGAUAAAUAGGCACUGUGUAUAUUUUAAUUAGAUGAAUGGUAACUUUCUACUGAGAAAUACACUAGCGGAGCGGAGACGUCCAAUUAGAUUAUUGAAAAGUGACGUGGUAAUUUUACCACCUUAUCUUUCAGUCAGUCUAUUCCUGCAUGUUUGCGCUCCUCUACAAACUGUCCAAACAAACAAACAAACUAACCACAGCUGUGUUAAAAUGUUUAGCCAAAUUCACUCAUAAAACAUAAAUUAUUGUAGCAUAUUAUGUAAUUAAACUAAUAUACAUUGUCUGGUGUGUAAUAAAACUAGCGAGUCUGAUUUACUUUGCAUAUUGAUCAACAUGUAAAUAACAAUUCCUUGAGGAUUGAGUCAACUUAGUAAUAGAGGUAUGCCAUUUGUAAAAUAAACCCAUAAAAUAUUCCCCUAGGAGAAUGCGUCUGCGCUCGGUUAGUACCGCCUUUCUGUAACAAUACUUCCUUCUUUAAAAGUAAAUCAAUUGUAAAUAUAGUUCGGAAACGUUAAGGUAGUUAGGUGCAUUAAUCUUGGAUAUGGGUUAUCAAAUCUUAAUUAAAUUGAGAUAUUCCGAGUUUAAGCCACUAACCUGGCAAUAUGAAAGUGCAAAAAUAGUAUAUUAAGUGUAUUAUAGAUAUGUAUUCUUUUAUGUGAAUAUUGUGUCUGCACUUUUUGUAUUAUAGACUUUUAAAGAGGGCUUAUAAUUUAUCGGGAAACGUUCUGAUGAGGCACAAUUCGUUUAUUGUAAAUAAAUUAGAUAGUGUUAAUAUAUUGGUCUCUGUUGACUAAAAUAUGAUGGCGUGGUUAUUUGUAUGCGAUUUUGAGAUUUUAAAGACCGUUGCUUGUUCAAAGGGACUCGAUCAAACUAUUCGUGCAAAAUGUACAAACACUAACAAUGUUAGUUCGCAAAUGAGAGAUGUUUUAUGCUUAUAUUACAUUAAUAAAUAGGACAAUUAUCAUGUUGGACUUUUAAUCGAUGGCUAAUAGCUUAAGCGUUUGUAAGUUCUUGUUCCCUUAAGAGUCGGCGUAGAUCGAAUAAACAACUGCACGAGCAUGUUUAAGUUUUAUCUUACGCAUAUUUAAACGUCGUAAUCUAUUAAAAAUAGAUUAGGAAAUACCGAACUAGCGAUUAAAACGAAACGAAAGAGUAAGGUCGAAACGAAACUAGCUUGCAAAGUAUUUUAACUGUAUACUAAUUGGAAGUUUAUGACAACUUUUUUUUAAAUAAUCCGUUAUAAAAUGCUCGACCAUGCUUGUGCACUACGUCAUUCGAUCUUUGCUAACCCUUUUUCGUAUACCUUCAAACGUCGUUCGUUUACUUUUUGUUUUUCUUCAAAGCGGAAGUUCACGUAUAACUAGAAGACGCGGGUGCGGUAGCGGGCGCAUACAUACAUAAAAAUUACUCGCUAGAGGUUUUCUAUAUAAUAUCUCGCAAAGUUUCAACGAAAUGAAACCGUAUUUAUUAUAAAACCAACUAUCAUAAUAUUUUAUCGCUUUAACUAAUUGAAAGGUAAUAAAUUUUUAUAAGUAAUGGUUCGUUUGAAGUCGUAAUUCGUUUGCUUUGUGCGUUACUAGAUGCGUUCUUCUAACAAACGCAAACGCAAUUGGAACCGCAUCGUUGCAUAGAUUACCGCGUCGGCGCCAUAGUUAGUGAACUUCCAGAUAUUGUUUGUUCACUAAGUUCGCUUUAGUGUCUUAUUACAAACGUAACUUUUAACUGUGCCUUGAUUUAGAGUUUCUAGUUAUGAAAACGGUUACUAUAUUUUUUCAUUAGUAAAAACAACAGAAAAGUUCAUCGCUACACAGCACGGCUAGCAUGGGCAGGAGACUAUUAUAUCCCCCGGGAAAGGAUACAAAUUUACCUUCUCCCACAGCUUUAUCAACUCUCAGAGCACUGGCGCACAAGUGGAAAUAAUAUUCAAAUAAUAUAUAAAUAUGUAAUAAUAAACGGGGGUAAACUUCUAUCCCUUGUUCCUGUGCUUUAGCAGGUCGAUACGUUGAUUAUGUCAGGGGAUAUAUUGUCUCCUGUCUGUGCUAUUCCUGCUCGUGUUCAGUUUCCGGAACGUUUUAAGUCACAUGACUAACGAAACUGUCUUAUAUGUGCCUUGAAACUGAGAUUUUUAGUUAUGAAAACUUUUAAUUAAAUGGUUAGAAAUUAAACAGUAACGCAACCCUUGCGAUAAUUUUUCAGGAUGUGUUUGUUCACAGGCUUCAGUGACUUUAUUAACGAAGUGAAUAUCUGUGCCUUGAAUUUGUGGUGUCUUGAUACUGAAACAGCUUUAAAAUUGUCACAAUUCUGAAGUCACAAACCGUGUUGCCAACUUCUAUGACCUUGGUGACCCAUGCAUUUAAUAUUAUAGACGCAAAUACUAGUAUUUGUUUUAAAAAUAAAAUUUGUUUAAGGAGAGUACAGAAAGUUCACAAGUUUUGAAUGUAAACAAUUUAAACAUCUCACGCAAAAAAAUUAAAUUUGAGAAAAUUAAAAAAAAAAGUAUAGAUAAAUUAGGGCAGUCCUACAAUGUCCUAUUUAAACUAAUUAAAAGUCAUAUAUGAAAAUAUGAUCGCCUUUAUUAAUGGCCUUAUAAAUGUUUCAUAAUAUUAAAUGUUGAGUUUCAUUUUCGUUUCAAAAAUAUAUCAUGUUUAAUAUGACUAUAACGAAUUUGAUAAAAUAGUAAAAAAUAUGAACGUAAUAAAACUUCGAUAACACUUAACUUAGCUUAUUAUAUCUAAAUAAGUUCAUACUACCUUUAGAGGUUCCGGUUCUGUCUUAAUCAAAAAAAUUUACCAAGGAAUUGUGAACAAACACAUCAAAAAUAAAAGUACCUAGACAGACCGAGAUAUAUUCUUUAGACACAUUAUUAUGUUGGUGACAUAAAAUAAAUAAUGACUAUUAUUAAAAUUUAAAGAAUGUAGUGUAAAAUUUAUUGUUUUAUAUAUAUAUCGCUAGUUUUGAAUUUUAAGUAGGAAAUAGAGUCUUGAAAUCGAAAAAAAUGCUCCAUUCAAACAAUGUUACGAUUUUCUGUUUCAAGUUGUGCUACUAUAAUUUCCACAUGAAACUUUUUAUGAUCGUAGGACCUACGUUAGUCUUUAUUGUCUGCAAUUUUGACCGAAUUUAAGAGGUAAAAGAUUCGAUUUUAUCAUCCUUAAUUCCUGGCGCUUUUAACAAAUAAAAAUGUAUUGAAGUAACAGUGGAUUUAAAUGGCAACCAAAACGUUAUAGAUAAAAAGAUGGAUUUUUUUUUGAAUAUCGUACAUUUUGUAUCUAAACUCGUACUAGGAACUGUACUAUAACUAUGAUGAUAAAUUGUCGUUUGACCCGCAAUCUAUGUAUGCUCUUUACAACUUGUAAUGAUCAACAUUUUUUGGACAUAUUUUUAUAAACCAUACAUUCUCUGUAUCAAGUACUAAAAAUCAACAUUAUAUAAAGCUUUCGUCAAUUUUAUCCGCCAUUAUCUUCAUAAAACUAACGCACUACUAAUGAUCAUAACAUCGAUUCUUGUUAAUUUCUAAAUUAAGGGUUACCUACACACACACAAACAAAAAUUCAGCACUAAUAUUAUAAAUAAGAGCCUAUGCUCUUGGUCCAUAUCGAUAAUACAGCUAUACAGGCCCAAACGGACUAAUAUCGAGGAAUUUGUACUUGAUUUGUGUUAUAAUUAUAAUAAACUAUAAUGGGUAUGUACUGCGACAAUUAGUGAUUUUUACCUACUUGUCGAACUUUGAACUAAGUUACUCUGAUCACAGAGACGACCACAAAACUGACGAUAAUAAAUUAACGAAAUUUGUAUUAAUAAAGUCCAAUUAUUAAGCGUAACAUGCUUAAUAAUUUAACUACCGUUGUAGAUUAUUAUUAUUAUUAAUAUGUAUUUAAACUGUGAACACCUACGUUUGAAAUGAUUUUUAUUAAAUCGCAGAAGUUCCUGUGAUAGCGAUCAAAGAAAUCUGAGAAAAAAGUAUUAUUCAACACAUUAAUGUUACAUUUUGAAUAGUAUUUAUAUUAACGUUGAAGAUACAAUUAAUACAUUUUCACUUAACAAACAUUCAUCCCCUAUUCUACAUCUUUAUAAUUUGUUUAAAAAACGCAUAUAUAGGUAAUCAGUUUGUCUCUCUAAAUACAAAACGUACAACUUUCGUUUUAAUCCUAACAUAACUUAGCCUCUAAGGGUGGGUUAUGCAAAUAUCCCUUAGCGAAUUUCUAAGCCCUAGAUCAACUAAACAGUUUUUGGGCUUUCAGAGUUCAGGUUUUUGGAGUGUGGAAUAAGUAAUUCUCUAAACUUAUUGUAAAAUUAUAAUAUGACAAAAACUUAAAACAUUUAAAAUUUUAUUAUUUUUGAAUUUUAAAUAUUUGUGUUCGGUCGCUUACAUUAUUGAAUCGACUGUAAUGGCUGGAUAGGUCUAGAUAUAUCAAAUAUGUUUAUUUUAGCUUCUAUAUAAUAUGUUCCAAAAAGUCAUACAGUUUAUUUUAAUUAUUGUCGACUUUUUUUGGUACUAAAUUUUUCUAACCAUUACUGUUUGCAAAACCGUUUUUGCAAAAAAAGCAAGAGUAUUUCCUUCCCUAAAAAAUAAAUUACUAUUUGAUAUUUAUUAACAGGAGCUUUAACGGUUUAACAUAAUUAUUUAGUAGUUAGAAGUGUCGAGUUAUCAUUUCUUCAGCAGUAAAUGAAACUAUUUUUUGUGACAGCUUUACUUAUUUUUAAGAUUUUUUUAACCGUAGUUUGUACCUUAGCAGUUAGCAUCGAUUCUUGUACCAAUUUAUUUUGUGUAUAAAUUUAGAUUUUAGUGAAGAUUAUGUUAAUAGACUGGGUUGUUUUGUGUUUUUUGUACAGUUAUAAUGAAUAUUAUUAUCUAAAUUAUAUUUACGUAAUUUAUUGUAGGUGUACGAUCUAAGGUUAGCUUCAUGCAUUUCGUUAUCAAAUUUCACUUUAUAUCACACUUGUGUUUUUAAUACCUUUAUUAUAUGUUGUUUUAGAUAAGCAGGAGAGUUUGAUAUCUGAGAAAUUAUUUGUAAAUGUAAUGUGUAAUUAUGUUAUAAAGUAUUACAAGCAAUUAUAUUAAAAGAAGGACGAUUUUAA